AGGAAAGAUACAAACAGUUAAGUAGCACAUAUUGAAUAGUUGCACUUUCGUGUUCAGUAUUUAAAAAUGAACUGUGAAUACAGACCGUUAACUCCAGGAAAGCGGCUUCUAUUGAGCACUAAUUACAUUGACCUUCACAAUCAGUUCACUGAGUACAGGAGUUGGUCUGCUAUAUUGAAGCUGUGCAACACUUUGGUGAGGCCGUAGGUAGGAUAUCGUGUGCUGUUCUGGUCAGCUACCCGCAGUUUUAAAAUGUCCAUAAGCUUCAAAGUGUGCAGCGAUAAUUUGAAAUGAAGAGUUCGAGGACUGUGGACAAUAGUUAGAGGGGCAAGUUGAACAGGUCAACACGUGCUGCUAUUGGAGCUCCCGUCUUGCCAUUCCCCCAACACCACUCUGCAAUCCCGUCUCGCUCAGAUCCCAUUGAGUGCAGGUCGGCACGGACUGUGUUACUGUGCUGUAAUCGUCAUAUUGUUCUAUGACAUAAUUGCAAGGUCUGCAUAUCUGUACUGUUGAACAGGCAUUCAGUCUAAAAUUAAUUUUGCAUCUUAUCAGGACCGUCGGUCAAAUUCACCUCAGCUCAUUAAUCCAGCAUGAAUAUUAAACUGUGAGAUUCGCCAUGUCUGUCCAUCUACUCCACAAUAAAUAAAUUAAUUGUUUGCUUUUAUAGAAAGUCACUGAACUGACGGAGAAGGGAAACCGGACAGAGAGUUCCAGACUCUUCCUCAGUUUGGUGAAUGGCAAAGGCUCCCGGGCCCGACGGGCAAUGUGGGAAUCCUUUGUGAUGUGGAGGACUGAGUUACCGAAGCUGGGCAGGAUACUGAGGGAGAUACAGGAGCUCGGUCCUGACCCAGAGGACUACAUGAACAUCGCACAAGGGUUGUCUGAGUUACCCACUGAACUGACAGAUGUUCAACAGAAACACAAGGAGACUCUGCGGGCACAAACUGAAACACUGAGAGUGAACACGAUCCUGAUGAGGGAGAAGGUGAAGGUUUUCCAGCUGGUUGAUCGAUACACAAAGCUCACGGUCAUUUCUACUCUUCGAGAUCGGAGACUGGUGGAACACGAGCUGCUGGCAAGAGGCAGAGCCCACGAGGAUUAUAGAGAGAAACAUCUCCGUGGAUCGUUAGAAAAAAUAGAGACUGCUCAGUUAUUCCACAGCAGUUUUUCCCGGAGAAAAUCCAAAUCUGGCAGUUCUGCAGCAGUAGCCGGAGUGCCAGGAAUCGGGAAAACAACAAUGGUACAGAAGAUUGUUUAUGACUGGGCCGCGGGGAAUAUAUUCCAACAAUUCCAGUUUGUCUUCAGUUUCAAAUUCCGGGAUUUAAACUCAAUUAACUGCAGAAUAAACCUGAGGGAACUGAUUCUGGAUCAGUAUCCUUACUUUGGGAAUAUCCUGAGAGAGGUCUGGAAGAACCCAGAGGCAUUGCUGUUUAUAUUCGAUGGUUUGGAUGAAUUCAAGCACACAAUUGAUUUUGCGGACAGUCGGAGAUACACAGAACCCAAGCACCAGUGCCCAGAUCCCGAGUGGUGGUGUGAAGUGUCGGACAUUGUGUACAGUUUAAUCCAGGGCAAGCUGCUCCCAGGGUGUUCAGUGCUGGUGACCACCCGCCCCACUGCGUUACAUUUAUUGGAAAAGGCGGAGAUCGGUGUCCGGGCUGAAAUCCUGGGAUUUGUUGGUGAGGAACGGAAGGAAUAUUUCAUCAAGCAUUUUGAAGAUCAGACGGUGGCAGCAGCUCUUUUCAAACACGUGCAGGAGAACGAGAUCCUGUACACCAUGAGCUACAACCCCUCCUACUGCUGGAUCCUCGCUCUGACACUGGGCCCCUUCUUCACACAAAGAGUCAGGGACCCGCAGAGAGUUCCCAAGACCAUCACCCAACUGUACUCCUACUAUAUUUACAAUAUCCUAAAAAAUCACGGUCGUGAGAUUGAGAGAGCCCAUGAUGUGUUUCUCAGGGUGGGUCAGAUGGCCUACAGAGGAGUGUCCGAGAAGAAGAUUGUGUUUGCAGACGGAGAUUUGAUCAAGUUCAAUCUGCAGCCUUCCCAGUUCCUGUCCGGGUUCCUGAUGGAGCUUUUGGAGAGAGAGGAUUCUGCCCACAGCGUGGUGUACACAUUCCCACACCUCACCAUCCAAGAGUUUGUAGCUGCAGUCGCACAAUUCCUGACAGUACAUCCUGAGGAUAUCCUGAAAUUCCUCACUGAAACCCACAAGACACAAGAUGGGCGAUUUGAGGUAUUUCUCCGUUUUGUUGCUGGUCUCUCCAACCCAAUGACAGCUCGGGGCCUGGAGGAGUUUCUGGGUCCAUUUCCUCAUCAAACAACCUGCCGGGUGAUUGACUGGGUGAAGGAGGAGGUUAAACGCCAGAGUGGAAACACGGAUGACACUGGGAGAAGGAGACUCCUGAACACAUUGCACUACCUGUUUGAGUCUCAGAAUCGUGGACUGGCUCAGGCCGCACUGGGAUCUCUGAAAACACUUUCAUUCCAUGGAAUGACACUGACCCCGGUUGACUGCGCGGUCCUGUCUCAUGCAAUCGGACUCUGUGAUACUAUAAAAGAACUCGACCUGGAGAACUGCCACAUUCAGUGUGAAGGAAUCCAGCGGCUGGGACCCGGGCUGAACAAGUGCCAGGAGUUGAGACUCGGGGGGAAUGAUCUGGGAAAUUCAGGAGUGAAACUGGUGUCUGCGGCUCUGAGGAACCCGGAGUGUAAAAUACAGAGACUGUGGCUGAACCAAGUCGGUCUCACAGAUUCUGGGGCCGAGGAUCUCGUCUCCGCUCUCAGUACAAACCCAUCACUGACGGAGCUGGAGCUGAGUGAUAAUAAACUGGGAGAUUCAGGAGUGAAACUGGUGUCUGCGGCUCUGAGGAACCCGGAGUGUAAAAUACAGAAACUGUGGCUGAGGGGUGUCGGUCUCACAGAUUCUGGUGCCGAGGAUCUCGUCUCCACUCUCAGUACAAACCCAUCACUGACGGAGCUGAACCUGGGAUACAACUCUCUGACAGACCGAUCUGUCCCCGCUCUCCGCCGCCUCAUACUGACCCUCCGGAGUCUGGAGUGGAUCGGGCUGGGGUUGAAUCGGUUCAGUGAGACCGGGGAGAAGGAACUGAGAUCUCUGCAGGGAGUCAGACCCGGACUGAGAGUGUGGACCUGAAUGUGUGAACAUCCCCGCCCGCGGAAUGGAGCCGAUUCCCCCCUCCCCUUUAACUACCCCUCCCCUUUAACUACCCCUCCCCCACCCCUUUAACUACCCCUCCCCCUCCCCUUUAACUACCCCUCCCCCACCCCUUUAACUACCCCUCCCCCUCCCCUUUAACACUCCGCCCUCCCCUUUAACUACCCCUCCCCCUCCCCUUUAACUACCCCUCACCCUCUCCUUUAACUCCCCCUCCCCCUCCCCUUUAACUCCCGCCCUUACCUUUAAUGGCCGCGCGCCGGGGCUGAUUCCCAACGGUUUUAACGGAACUGGCUCCGGUCUCGAGCUCGGUGAUCUCGGAAGCGCUCCCGCCGUGACGUAUUUCCGCCCGCUGUCCGGCGGCGCCACUUCCGCCGGAUGUGCGGGUCCGAGACUCUCCCGCGUGCCACCCCGGGGAAUUCCCCGGACGGGAGGAGCCCGGGGGGCCGGGGCUCAGUCUGGGACACCGGUGUCCCGGGAGAGAAUCCUUUUGCCCCCUCUGCUGAGGACGGGGCAUUCGGCUGUCCGGCCGAUAGAAUGGUGUUAAAUUGACAAAUACCUCGGCAAUGACCCUGGAUCCGCAGCGAUCCCGGACACGGCCCCGGAGUGUGAUUGGAUGCAGAGUGACGGUGAGGAACGGGACUGAUUAAUCUACCGGUCACCCGUUGUCGCCGGUCAGUUAACUGUGAGUGACUGUGAGCGAGGACGGGGCAUUCGGCUGUCUGGCCGAUAUAAUGGUGUUAAAUUGACAAAUCCCUCGGUAAUGACCCUGGAUCCGCAGCGAUCCCGGACACGGCCCCGGAGUGUGAUUGGAUGCAGAGUGACGGGGAGGAACGGGACUGAUUAAUCUACCGGUCACCCGUUGUCGCCGGUCAGUUAAUUCUGUGUGACUGUGAGCGAGGACGGUGCAUUCGGCUGUCCGGCCGAUAUAAUGGUGUUAAAUUGACAAAUACCUCGGCAAUGACCUUGGAUCCGCAGCGAUCCCGGACACGGCCCCGGAGUGUGAUUGGAUGCAGAGUGACGGGGAGGAACGGGACUGAUUAAUCUACCGGUCACCGGUUGUCGCCGGUCAGUUAAUUCUGUGUGACUGUGAGCGAGGACGGGGCAUUCGGCUGUCCGGCCGAUAUAAUGGUGUUAAAUUGACAAAUACCUCGGCAAUGGCCUUGGAUCCGCAGCGAUCCCGGACACGGCCCCGGAGUGUGAUUGGAUGCAGAGUGACGGGGAGGAACGGGACUGAUUAAUCUACCGGUCACCCGUUGUCGCCGGUCAGUUAAUUCUGUGUGACUGUGAGUGAGUCGGGAACAGUGUGGCACCCACUUUCUGCGCAGGCGCGCCGGCUCACAAAUACCCAGGGAGUAAAUGCCAGCACCAGGAAGUUUGAAUAAACUAGUCUGGAACAGAUUUACCGACUGAGUGUCGUUGUCUCUAACUCUGUAUGUAGUACAUCGCUACAGCAGCUUAUUUACUCUCGCAAGACAGCAGCUCACAUACUGUUUAAUUUGCAUUUAUCAUGAUGAAAUCAAUAAACCGCUGUAACUUCCUG
Molecule: messenger RNA, 4718 nt
Organism: Hypanus sabinus (Atlantic stingray)
Lineage: Eukaryota; Metazoa; Chordata; Chondrichthyes; Myliobatiformes; Dasyatidae
Product: NACHT, LRR and PYD domains-containing protein 3-like
Exons: 7
Coding region: 764-3154 (796 amino acids)
Cellular component (GO): cytoplasm
Molecular function (GO): protein binding
Source: RefSeq, a predicted model, not a curated record